AUGGCGAUCCUUUGUUUUAUCACGGAAAUCGCCUCUACUGUGGAGUUUACCAACGUCAAAUGCACUUCAGCCGACGUUAAAUUUAUUAAUUAUGAAGUCUGCCGUUUAAAAUCUGUGAACAGGACCUACAAAUAUGUUUCUAUAAAAUUGAGACUUUACAAGCUACCGAUUACUAAUGCCACAAUAAACAUAUCAGUGUUCAAGCGAUUAAAUGGCUAUAAACCUUUUCUGUAUAAUGUUUCUGUGGAUGCCUGUCGAUUUUUGCAAAUACAAAAAUCCAACCCUGUCGUGAAAUAUCUUUUCAACUUAUUUCUCACGCAAUCAAAUGUAAAACUCCCAGGUUGUCCUUUCAAUGACUAUAUUACUGUGGAUAAAGUUACUACCAACUUUCUAAAUAACCAGUUCACAAAUGUUCUACCAGUUCCAGAAGGCGACUACCUUUUUGCAUUCAAAUGGUUCUCUGAAAAUAUUUAUCGUUCUUCGGUAAAAGUGUAUUCAACAAUUUCGUGAGAGCUAGCGUACACUCUAAGUAUUUUCCCGAUUGUACUUAAGC
This is a messenger RNA of Drosophila suzukii, 553 nucleotides long. The record is from RefSeq and is a predicted model, not a curated record. Lineage: Eukaryota; Metazoa; Arthropoda; Insecta; Diptera; Drosophilidae.